Saccharomyces eubayanus is the source of this 510-nucleotide messenger RNA. It is a transcript of the gene IMG1, whose product is annotated as mitochondrial 54S ribosomal protein bL19m. Gene Ontology annotation, molecular function: structural constituent of ribosome. Gene Ontology annotation, cellular component: mitochondrial large ribosomal subunit; ribosome. The coding region runs from base 1 to 510 and encodes 169 amino acids. The transcript has a single exon. The record is from RefSeq and is a predicted model, not a curated record. Gene Ontology annotation, biological process: translation. Lineage: Eukaryota; Fungi; Ascomycota; Saccharomycetes; Saccharomycetales; Saccharomycetaceae.
AUGUGGAGCAGGAACGCGAGAUUGCUGGUUCGCUCGACCAGAACAUACAUCGUGCCCACGACCACAAGGAAAACCAUCCCCGUGUAUCCGCCCGUGGAACGCAUAGGGUCCGCUCAGAUAAUGACACGUGUGGCCCAAUCUGAGAUAGAGACGCUGGACCCGGGGGCGUCCAGACGCAAGCUCAUCAGCAAGAAGAACAAGGACCGGCUCAAGGCCGGCGACGUGGUGCGUGUCGUGUACGACUCGUCCAAGUGCUCGUACGACCCGUUUGUUGGGUACAUACUGUCCAUAGACCGCAAGCAGCUGGUGCAAGACGCCUCGCUGCUGUUGCGGAACCAGAUCGCCAAGACCGCCGUCGAGAUCAGGGUGCCCCUGUUCUCGCCGCUAAUCGAGCGGAUCGACCUGCUAAGGCCCCACACCUCGAACAGACAGAGAAACAAGCACUACUACAUCAGAGGCACCAAGCUGGACGUGGGCGACCUAGAGGCCAGUCUGAGAAGAAAGAAAUAA